AUGAGCGAGAAUGCGCAUUGCCCGCUGGUUCUUCUCGCUGUCACAAUCCCUGCUGGAGGGGGAUGCUUUGAUGUUGCCCUGUGCUAUCCCCAAUUUCAGGGUGCACUGGAGGCAUGUGAAAAGGUGCCACUGCUAGAAAUCUUCAACAAAGCUGCUGUGGUCAAAGUAGAUCCUGAUAAACCACUAGAGGGGGUUAGACUAGCUUCUCUGCAGGCAAGAAAAACAUUGCUUGUUCCAACACCUCGGCUAAAAACUGGAUUAUUUAACAGGAUCAUUACACCAAAAGGUGCAACCAAAGAAGAACUACGUGUUUGUUCUACAUCUCAGGGUCUUAAAGAGUUGAGUGUCCCGGUCGGUUUAGAUGACAAAGUUCAGGUGGAUCUUGUUGUAGUUGGAUCAGUGGCUGUGUCUGAUAAAGGCUACAGAAUUGGAAAAGGUGAAGGCUUUGCAGACAUGGAAUAUGCUAUGAUGGCAUGCAUGGGAGCCGUAUGUGAAUCCACUGUGGUCGUCACCAUUGUUCAUGAUUGUCAGGUUGUGGACAUUCCAGAGGAACUCAUUGAAAGUCAUGACCUCACAGUUGACUUUAUUCUAACUCCAACAAGAAUCAUCAAAACUGAAUGCACACACCCCAAACCACAAGGCAUCAUUUGGUCAAAG
This is a messenger RNA of Sinocyclocheilus grahami, 657 nucleotides long. RefSeq names its product methenyltetrahydrofolate synthase domain-containing protein-like. The transcript is spliced from 6 exons. The record is from RefSeq and is a predicted model, not a curated record. The annotation marks the transcript as partial. NCBI's taxonomy places the organism in Eukaryota, Metazoa, Chordata, Actinopteri, Cypriniformes, Cyprinidae. Gene Ontology annotation, cellular component: cytoplasm.